Kluyveromyces lactis is the source of this 897-nucleotide messenger RNA. It is a transcript of the gene DPH5, whose product is annotated as diphthine synthase. NCBI's taxonomy places the organism in Eukaryota, Fungi, Ascomycota, Saccharomycetes, Saccharomycetales, Saccharomycetaceae. Gene Ontology annotation, molecular function: diphthine synthase activity. Gene Ontology annotation, biological process: protein histidyl modification to diphthamide. Bases 1 to 897 code for a protein of 298 amino acids. The record is from RefSeq and is a predicted model, not a curated record. The transcript has a single exon.
AUGUUGUACUUUAUUGGAUUAGGUCUUUCUUACGAAACAGAUAUCACCGUCAGAGGCUUGAAUGCCAUCAAGCAAUGUUCGAGAGUGUACUUGGAGCACUACACUUCCAUAUUGAUGACAGCUUCUCUAGAAGAACUAGAGGAAUUUUAUGGCAAGAAAGUUACACUAGCUGACAGGGAACUUGUCGAAUCGGGAGCUGAAGAACUUCUCCGUGAUGCCGAUAAAGAAGAUGUUGCGUUUUUGGUUGUCGGUGACGUUUUUGGAGCCACCACUCAUACUGACUUGGUGUUGCGUGCCAAGCAAAGGAAUAUUCCAGUAGAAGUCAUCCAUAACGCGUCUGUUAUGAAUGCAGUAGGAUCAUGUGGGUUGCAACUAUACAAUUUUGGUCAAACGAUCUCUAUGGUCUUUUUCACCGAUAGUUGGAGACCAGAUUCCUGGUACGACAAGAUAUGGGAAAACCGGAAAAUCGGGUUGCACACCUUGGUUCUUCUAGAUAUCAAAGUGAAGGAACAGAGUAUAGAGAAUAUGGCUCGUGGAAGACUCAUUUAUGAGCCUCCAAGAUACAUGAGUAUUGCACAAUGUUGUGAACAACUAUUGGAAAUUGAAGAAACAAGAGGCACUGAGGCAUAUACUCCUGAUACUCCCUGUGUAGCAAUCUCAAGACUAGGUUCUGCAAGCCAAACCUUCAAAGCAGGUACCAUCAAAGAGCUAGCCGAAUAUGAUUCUGGUGAACCAUUGCAUUCUUUAGUUAUACUCGGUAGGCAAACCCAUGAAUUGGAAAUCGAGUAUUUGCUCGAAUUCUGUGACGAUAGAGAAAAAUUCAAGCAAGAUGUCGCCAGUGAUCAAGAAUAUUUCAAACCACCAGCAUGGGUUCCACCUCCAGAAGAUGAAGAUUAG